This is a messenger RNA of Epinephelus fuscoguttatus (brown-marbled grouper), 7857 nucleotides long. It is a transcript of the gene klhl5, whose product is annotated as kelch-like family member 5. Lineage: Eukaryota; Metazoa; Chordata; Actinopteri; Perciformes; Serranidae. The transcript is spliced from 13 exons. The record is from RefSeq and is a predicted model, not a curated record. Bases 1282 to 3633 code for a protein of 783 amino acids. Gene Ontology annotation, molecular function: protein binding.
AUGAUAAAGAGGAUGUGUCCACUGCCUCAUUACAUUUCAGAGUCUUUGAUUAACGUGUAAUGAUUGCUGCAGCCUCACAAACCUCCAUGCACUUUAUACGCAUGCACACACAGUCACAAAGAUAAGUUUUUAUAGGAAAAAUGCAUUUAUUCAUUCCCCAGAACUGUAACCUUAAUCAAAACUGCUACAAGCCUAAUACAACCCAAACUCAAACCUUAGCCAAAAACAAAGAAGUAGUUUAUCUCAUGGGGAUGUACUUUUUAAGGUGAGGGCCCACAUAACUGUGUGUGCAAGUUAAUGUCCCUGUAUGCAAGUACUACAGCUAACGCUGCAACUGGUGAUCAUUGCUUUUGUUGAUUAUUUUGAUUAAUCAAUUAUAGUGUUGGUUAUAUUUUAAAAACAAUGUCUUGUUCUGUUCAGACUGAGGAUCCAAAAACCAAAGACACUCUAUUUAUAAUGGUAGGCUAUAAGAGAGAGAGGAAAGCUCCUUACACUGGAGAGGCUGGAACCAGAGAAUGUUUGUGUGAGGCUGUGCUUGGAAAAAUAAGCUAACACAGCAAUCAAACAAUUAUCAGCAUAGUUGGCGAUAAAGUUGAGAUAAUAAAUGCGUUUCGAAAGAUUUAUUUGUAAUAUUUAUGAUUGAUCAUCAUUUUUCAGGCAAAAAUACGAACACUCAUCGGUUAUAUUUACAGCAAAUUUAACAACUUUGACUUUAUGGACUGUUAGAGGAAAUGGAAUAUGAGGAUGGACUUCAGGAAUCUGAAACUAUUUUCUGACAUUUUAAAGAUGCUGAUCCUCACACAAAAAGAAAUCUCUUGCACUUACUCUUUCCAAACAGACUGACUUCUGGGUUCCAUCUACUCUUGAGUAGCGUACUAUUGAUUGAUUGUCUGGCUUGUUGAAUGAUGAUGAUGAUGAUGAUGAUAAUAACAAUAAUGAUCAUUCCUCUCUGCUACUAAAUGCCUGUGGGCUGCGCUGGCAGAAAUGUGACAUUAAUUUGUCCUUGUGGCAAAUGUUUGUGGUUUGGUUUGUGCAUGAAAAAGCUUUGGCACUGGCGUUAAAACUCUGUGUAGACCUCCCUCUUUCUCUCUCUCUUCUCUCUCUCUCUCUCUCUCUCUCUCUCUCUCUGUCCAUAUACUCCGCUAUACUCCGCUCACUACAUCCAGUCGCGGUUAACGGGCGUGCGGUUGCCAGGAGAGACGCGCGUACAGUACCGUGUACAGCUUUAACGGCAGAGCGGCACGGGCUCUCCCCCGCCAUUUCCUCGUGUCGAGACCUGGAAUGUCGAGUAGCGGUUCGGGCUCUUCCUCGCGGAAGGAGUUCGAUGUGAAGCAGAUCCUCAGGAUCCGAUGGAGGUGGUUCGGUCACCCCGCGGUCCCUCCCCCUCACUCCCCGCCGCUCGGAGACUACUUCGCUGGGAGGAGAGCGGGUGGCAGCUCCGGAGACGGACCUUCAGUUAGCGGCUGUAGCAACUCGAAUUCAGCCAGCGCAAACCCCAGCGCUGGGGGUCACAGCGGGCUGGUGGUCAGCGGCAGCGCCGGGUCUAACCUGUGUAACAGCACCAACAGAAAGUUUGCUGAUCCGCCGGGGAGUCGGGGCGGACCGGGAGGAGCGGCAGUUGGAGCGACGGGGAGCUCCUGCCCCCGCUCCUUCAGCCAGCCAGAGUGUAGGAGCCCCGCCGCGGCGCUGUCGUGGGUAUCCCCGCCGCCUCAUCGUCGUUCCCGUCCGGCGACGAGCAUGGAGCCCCCCAGCGAGGCCCCGGUACCCCAGCUGGUACCCGAGCCACCCGCGCAUGUCGGGGCUGAGGAGGAGGCGGCGGCACCGGCAGCGUCGGGAACCGAGGACAACAACCACCCGGAAACAGACUCCAGCUCCUGCAGGACGUCUAACAGCAGCGCCACACUGUCCUCAUGCGUGUCCUUGGAGCCGUGUGCGUGUCCAGAGGAGUGUAUGUUCACCGCUCUGUCUCACGCUGACGUCACCUUCCGGAAGAUGGAGGGCUACCUGAGGUCCCGACAGCUGUGUGACGUCAUACUGGUGGCUGGAGACAGGCGGAUACCUGCGCACAGACUGGUCCUCUCAUCCGUGUCGGACUACUUUGCAGCCAUGUUCACCAGUGAUGUGAGGGAGGCCAAGCAGGACGAGGUGAAAAUGGAAGGAGUGGACCCUGAUGCAUUGUGGGUCCUGGUGCAGUAUGCAUACACAGGCCGUCUCGAGUUGAGGGAGGACACCAUUGAGUCUCUGCUGUCAGCCUCAUGCCUGCUGCAGUUGUCGUCAGUGGUUCAGGCCUGCUGUUCAUUCCUCAUGAAGCAGCUCCACCCCUCCAACUGUCUGGGUAUCCGCUCCUACGCCGACGCUCAGGGCUGCAAUGACCUGCAGAGGGCCGCUCACGCCUACACCAUGGAGCACUUUUUAGAGGUGGUGGGAGGCCAAGAGUUCCUGUUGCUCCCAGUGGAGGAGAUGGAGAGGCUGCUCACGUCCGAUGAUGUCAACGUGCCAGACGAGGAAACUGUGGUAACCUCUUUGCUAACCUGGGUCCGUCACGACGCUGCCACACGACAGCGUCAGCUACCCUUGUUGCUGGCUCACAUCCGACUGCCGCUGCUGCAGCCACAGUUCUUAGCAGACCUGGAGUCCAAUCCUCUGCUGCGGGACAGUAUGGAAUGCCAGCGACUGCUAAUGGAGGGAAUGAAGUAUCACCUCUUGCCGCAGCGCCGCCCCCUUCUUCAGAGUCCCCGCACCCGGCCCCGCAAGGCCACUGUUGGGGCCAUGUUUGCUGUAGGGGGGAUGGAUGCUACAAAAGGUGCUACCAGUAUUGAACAGUACUGUCUCCGCCGGGACACAUGGAGGCAGGUAGCCACUAUGAGUGGCCGGAGACUACAGUUUGGUGUAGCUGUCCUUGACAGCCGUCUCUAUGUGGUGGGCGGCCGUGAUGGACUCAAGACCCUCAACACUGUGGAGUGUUACAACCCGCACAGCAAGACCUGGAGCGUCAUGCCUCCCAUGUCCACACACAGGCAUGGCUUAGGUGUAGCUGUCCUAGAGGGGCCCAUGUAUGCAGUAGGAGGACAUGAUGGCUGGAGCUACCUCAGCACAGUGGAAAGGUGGGACCCCCAAGCUCGCCAGUGGAGCUUUGUUGCAAGUAUGGCAACACCCAGAAGCACAGUGGGAGUAGCUGUACUAAAUGGCAAGUUAUAUGCAGUAGGAGGUCGUGACGGCUCAUCCUGCCUGCGUUCAGUGGAGUGUUUCGACCCCCACACCAACAGAUGGAGUGGUUGUGCUCCUAUGGCUAAAAGGCGUGGAGGUGUGGGUGUGGCCACAUGGCAUGGCUUCCUGUACGCCAUUGGAGGUCAUGAUGCUCCAGCCUCAUCCCUUGCAUCGCGGCUAAGUGACUGUGUGGAGAGGUAUGACCCUCAGACAGAUGUGUGGACGGCAGUUGCCCCCAUGAGCAUCAGCAGAGAUGCUGUUGGGGUUUGUCUCCUUGGCGACCGUCUCUAUGCUGUGGGCGGUUAUGAUGGUCAGGUGUAUCUCAACACUGUAGAAGCCUAUGACCCACAGACGAAUGAGUGGACACAGGUAGCACCUCUGUGCCUGGGCAGGGCUGGAGCAUGUGUGGUGGCCGUCAGACUGUGAAAACACAAACACUAACAUUCAACGCCGGACUGUGCAUGACCUGGCUCAGACAGAGACCGUCUUCUUUGUCAUCACUGACUUGGUCACUGAAGUUACAACAACAAACCCAUCUGCCUGCCAGCAUGUACCUGACACCGGGAAGUGAGAGACUGAUUACUGAACACACUUCAGGUUUUUACACUUCGGCAAAGUCAGAUUUAACUCCCCAUAACGACUGCCUAUCCUUCAUUUUAAUGUUCAUGGUUAGGCUGUGGUUGUGUCAGGUUUCUGAUAAAGUUUUUAUAUUUGAAGAUCCUGAUAACUUUUGACGCAGAAAUGAACUGCCACCGACACCAAUGGUGAAGGAGAAUCUGCAGUGUUUAUCUGAGCAUGACAGAACAACUGUCUUGCAGCUUUUUUUCCUGCCUAUUAUUUUGUUCCUGUAGACAAGGUGGGACACACACACACACACACACACACACACACAGAAACCUACAUGGUUGCUUUCAGCUUCUAUUUCUGCUGACAAAAGGUGAGAGAGACAGAGGCAGAUUGUCAAGACCAUUGAGGUGCCUCAUCAUUUUUCUCCUAACAGCAUCUGAUAGCGUGUAUUGAUGCUAUUUUAAUAUAUUCCCUAUUAUUUUAUGCUGCAGUUGGCGAGUUGCUCUCCUCGUCUUUCUUUCCCUUUCUCGCCCGCUGACAGAUGAAAGAAAGACUUUUGACAUAAUCAGCACAACCUUACGAACAGCCAUACUGUAAGAAACUGUGACACUCUUUAUUCUUUUCAGUCAAAAACAUAUCAUCCUGCUUUUAUCUAAUAUUUCUCUGUGUAUGUCUUCCAUGUUGCAUCAGCUCACAUCUGAAGCACACAGAUACUGUGAUGUGCAAUUUAUUGUAGCUUUUUUGUACAAGCUCCAAUGGCAAAUUAUCCAACUUUUUCUUUUUCUUUUAUUUUGUUACAGUUUUAUUAAGUUACAUCAUUGAUGCGAGUCAGUGAUGUCACAAGUGUUGUUGUUUCUCCAUUGGCUGUUAGUCUCUUGACAUGAAUAUUCCCUGACUGAGCCGUGGGUGCUGUCAGUCCUGUAUUACUUUAUUCCUCAUUUUAUGUACUCAGGUGUAGCACGAAAGCAUGGUGGAAUUAGCAAGCUAGCAAGCUAGCUAGCUAACUAGCUCGCCACUACAUGAGUGAAAUUUAACAGCUUAAUGCUUCAUCCACACACUCUUGUCACAAUAACAGAAAGCACGUUGCUUUUAUCAGAUGAGUGGCAACUUUGUCCAGCUCAUUUUCUGUAACCACUGUUACGUUAGCAUAAAAGUAUGGUGGAAUUGGCACGCAAGGUAGCUAACUAGCCAGCUGUGUUUGAAAUGGCAAAUUCUGACGGAGGAAAGAGAGGAUCACCUCAUCAGUUUGUUUGAGGAACAAGCCUUAAAAUUUAUUAGUAACGUUAAUGACUAUUACAGGUUACAGUGUCGGAACAGGUGCCAUCACUGUGAGAAAUUUGAAAUUAGAUGUCAGAGUGGGUGCAUCUACCUUAGUAACAAUCUGAAACUAGAGGUUGACCAGUUAAUUGGUUUGGCCAAUUAAUUGGCAUCUAAAGGACGUUAUUGGCAGAACUUGGCUCUGAUAGUGACCGAUUGUUGCAAAGCCUCAGCUAGUGAGGAUGUACGUCACUGACCAAAGUGGAGGACAACGUAUCCUCAUACAAUGGUUCGUAUAUCCUACAACAUUGCACACACAACAGUAAGAGUAAUAUCCUAUGAAUAAGCGCCCCAUGGAUGACAUUGCAUUCUUGAUGUAAAGUUAUGUAAUUAACGUAAAGUCACAGAGGUUAGGUUUAGGUAAGUCAAGUGAAGGAGGUUAGGUUAUGAAAAGAAACAAGGUAAGGACAUGCCUUAAAAUGACUCAAAGUUCACACGGGUUUGAAUACCGGUCUUUUGGGGAAGUCAUGAGGGAAAGUCCUUUGUUUUGUAACCUAUCCACAGCCCCAAUCAGCCUUCUAAGUGGGCCACUCUAGACAGCUUCCUUUUUCACUAACGUCAGUGCAUUUGUCAUGUGAUGGCAGCCUUCCAAAAUAUGUGGUCUAUGCACAAAUUACUGGCUCAUGAUUACAUGGGAUGUGUAUGAAUUUCGGUGCAUUACUUUUCAUAUGAAAAUGUACGCACAGUGCAUGAGAACAGCCUGUCCUAGGGUAGCAAAGGAAUGACCCGCCCUCCUCUUCCUCAUAUUGACUACGACUUGUUGCUUUCAUUGAUUGGGUUGGUUAGGUUUAGGCAAGAGGAGUGGGAUUGGUUAGGGUAAGUGUAAGAAUGUCAGGGUAAGCCAAUCAGAAGCAGAGUUAGACAGAGUAGAGAGGUCUAUCCUCUGUAUCCUGGGGAACGCAAAUUCACAAAGAGAGGAGGUUUGUGUUAGAUAAUUAGCAGAUGCAGCUCUAGAGAAAGCAGCUCUCUUCUGCUGUGUGACUCUGUCAAAGUUUAUUGUUCCUCAUUUUAACAUUUAUUUACAUGAAAUUUUGGGCUGGACCACAGUGGGGCAAAGUCCAUGGCUGAGUACAUGUCACCACUUCCUGUUUUAAGUUAAAAGCCCUCCAGACUGUCAUUCACGGUCCAGCCAUUGACUAGGUUUUGACCUAUUCUUGUUAACUUUGUCAGUCUGCCAUUGUUCACAUAAUUGUGGUCCAUAAAGCACUGUUAUUGGGUUUAUAACCUGAGUAAUAAUACUAAGAGUAGCAGUGGUCCUUUGUUGAUCCCUGUAGGGAAAUUUUGCUUUCAAUUUCCAACAGAGCACAGGGUCAGCUAUUUAAAGGCUUGGUUUUACACAGGGUCAGUGAUCUGUCCUACCUCCCUCUUUUCUGCUGUUUCCUCUGUGUGUGUGUGUGUGUGUGUGUGUGUGUGAGAGAGAGAGAGAUUGCAAGGUCUAUAUUUUUAUCUCAAAUGAGAAUCUUCCCCCUUCCCCUCUCCACAUGUUCAAUUCCCUGCUGCUUUCUCUUCAGCCCCAUUUUCCCAUUUCAUCACCGCACACUCACACAGACACACACACACACACACACACACACACACAUUCACACAAAUGCAUGCAUCACUAUGUUUCAGAGCAGAAUUGGAGACCCAGACAAAAUGAACAACAGACCAUAUAAUGAGACCAUGAAUUUAAUAACGUUGAUUCAGCCGGUGCCGACGUUUUGUUUGAUGUCGAGUUCAAAGCGUUAUUAGAUUUGAUGUCGCUGCAGACAAAGUAUCAGACAUUAGAAAAUGAAUCCUGGGAAACGACCUCAUGUCUUCAUCUUUGUGGGCUUGUUUGAGUUUUAAAUUUACAUGUCAAGAAACCUCAAGAAUACAAAGAUGCUGACUGCAGGUUCAAUACUGACACACGCCACCAUCAUUUUAUGCUGUAUACUUAAUAGUGUAUUUCCCCUGUGUAGCUCGAUCUGCUUUUGUGUGUGUGUGUGUGUGUGUGUGUGUGUGUGUGUGUGUGUGUGUGUGUGUUUGCAUGUGUGUGUUUAGUGUACAGACCUCCUGACAGUGAGAGGCAAAGCAGGCAUCCUGUCUGAACUGACAGAUCUAGAGCUAAUGUAGCCCCCAGGAUGCACUUCACAAACACACACAGACAUAUCACAUACACACUCACUCACUCACACACACACUUGUACAAAGACACACUUAACCACACAGCUGAAAGCCAAGUGCCCCAGGAGCUGGUGAAGAUUGAAAAGCCUCCCAGAUUUGCCGGCAUGACAUCUAAAAAGCAGAGACGGAGCAGGCUAGCGAUUCCCCACAGCCGAGCUGAUGUUUAUUCAAGUCUAAUGCACUGCUGCAUUAUUCUAUUUUCUUCUCUUUCAAACCUGCCCGCUGUUUAUUUAGAGAGUAAUUCUCUUUAGAUCAGAGCAGAAGAAGUGUGUCACCUCCACCGUGUAGAGGUAGUCAGAGUUUGAUUUUAGUCAGAGGUUAAAACUAAAGACAGACAUUCCAAAUCAAACUAUGUAUUUCAUGUAUAUUAUGUACAUAAAUAAAUCUCAGAUCUGUAUGUAGUCUUAUUGCAUUAUGCUGUAUAUUACACACUAAAUCUGCAAUGUGUUAUUGUGCGUUUCUUUUUGUACCAUGAAUUGAGAUGAAGAAGAGGCAAUAAAAUGACACUCCAUGAGAAAUGGUACAGCUGCUCAUCUCCUCUUUUUGUACCAGAAUAUUGCCCCUCCUCUUUUACAAUAUAAAUGAUGUAUGUACAAUAUAUGCUGCUGUAAUAUGCUGUUA